Molecule: messenger RNA, 1023 nt
Organism: Plasmodium gallinaceum
Lineage: Eukaryota; Apicomplexa; Aconoidasida; Haemosporida; Plasmodiidae
Product: conserved Plasmodium protein, unknown function
Exons: 16
Coding region: 1-1023 (340 amino acids)
Source: RefSeq, a predicted model, not a curated record
AUGUAUUAUUUAACAUUUUUGAAUUUCUUUGUAUUAAUUAUUACUAUGUGUAAUAAUUCAAUAAAAUGUUUAAAAAAAAAAGAAAUCUUAAAUGGAGAUUUAAAAAUAUUAAUCGGGAAUUUAAAUGAAACUAUAACAUUAAACUGUGAUAAUUAUAAAAGCAUUCAUAUUUUAGAUGCAAGUUAUGGAAAUCCGUCAAUUGAUAAAUUUUUGAUAAAAAAAGAUUCAUUAGAUGCACCACAUACAUUACCAGUUGUUCAAAUGAUUUGUGAAGGAAGAACAAAUUGUGAUAUAAAUAUAAAUAACGAUACAUUCAAAAUAUUAUCUUUGAUAAAAGAUUUUCAUAAAUUUAUUGUAAAAUAUUCUUGUGUGUCUACUAAAUUAAAAACUUUCCCUUCAUAUAAAAUAAAAUCUAAAAGAGGAGAUAAUUAUACAUGGAAUAUUGAGUUUGAAGCUGAUGAAAUAUCAAAUAAGGGAAUAUAUCUUCAUGUUAAUGAUGUAAAUGCAACUUGUGAUUCCCCCUUGCUUAAAAAAAAUUAUUUAGAUGUAAACGAGGCAGAACAAGAAUGUAAUAGCUUAAAUAGUUGUGUAUUUAUAAUUUUUAAUAAUGAUGGCUAUAUAUUGUGUGAAUCAUCUUUUUACAAAAAUACCGUAAUUCAAAAAAACGCUAAGAUUUAUAUUAAAAUGUCUUACAUACAUGGAAACUUACCUAAGAAUUUUGAAGUAUUUCCUAAUUUACAAGGAGUUUGUGAGACUAGUGAAAUUAUAUAUGAGAAAGACGAAGCUAUGAAUUUAGAUGAUAUUUAUAAAAAAUGUAAAGAAAUUGAAUGUGAUUAUUUCACGAUGUCCACUGCCAAUGGUGUAAAAGGAGCAUCUAAAAACUUCCGCAAUCAUGCUUGGUUUUGUAAAGGAUUUCCUAAAUAUGUUUCUCAUGAGGGAUUUAUUUUCGGAAAAAAUAAUAAAAAUUCAAGUGAUCCUAAGCAAAGAAUAAUAUUCAAAGGUUAUGAGGGUCCUUUGCGAUGA